This is a messenger RNA of Paramecium octaurelia, 2044 nucleotides long. The record is from the annotation of a GenBank genome assembly. NCBI's taxonomy places the organism in Eukaryota, Ciliophora, Oligohymenophorea, Peniculida, Parameciidae.
AUGCUAGGAUUCAAGAGCUUAGUUCUGUCUCUAAUGUGGAAUAGACUCUAAGAACAUUCUAAUUGCAACAAAAAUCUAAAAGGAUUUGUUUAGAUUUAAAAUUUUAUCGCAAAUUUCAAUUAGAAUAUACUUAAUAUAACCAUCUAAUUGAAAACAUCAUUCGCCUAAGUCAAAGUAAAAUAUGAAGAAUUCUCAAAAUAAUUAGAAAAUUUAAAAAUACAAUUAGUUAAGAUAUCUGAAUGUUUCAAUCAAUAAGAUUAUUAAUAAAUGAAAGACAAUUUGUAAGUGAUUAAGGAAUGGUAUUAAUAUUUCAACAAUUAGGAGGAAAUUAUGCAGCAGAAUUAAAGUGGUAUUCUAUAUAUGAAAUAUUUAUAGGAACUUUGUUAGUUAGAAUAAAAAGAAUGAUAAAAGCUUUGGAUUUUUAAGAGGGAUAAUAAAUUUAACAUUUUAAAUAAGAUAAUGAAGAUGAGCUCUAGCAAGGUAUACAAGUGUUUUAUUAUUCAAUUAGCAAUUCAAUUAAUUAAUGAGUAAAAAUGGCAGGAGGCUGAUGAAAAGAUUACUAAAUACAUAAAAUUAUCAGAAAAACAAUAUUCAUUGGCAACCCUUUUCAAAAGUAGUUCUAUAAAUUUAUAUAUAAUUAGUGUUUGUUUAUAAAUUAGAUUAUCCUAUUAUUUUAUAAUCAAAAUGAAUUAACCAGGAUAAGGAAUGAUUAUGAGAGAAUAAGCCAAAAAGAUUAAUCAUAACUUGUAUAAUGAUCUAUUGGAAUUUUCAGAUCAAGGAUUAAUCAAAACACCAUAUAAUUUUUUUAUGUUAAUAACAAAAAGUUAAUUGAUUAUUUGAUGUAUAUAGGCUAUGCUUUAAAUGAAGAGAAGAAAUUUCAAGAGGUGAUUGAAGUAUGCGAAAAAGUUUUGAGAGAAGAACCCAAAUAUCUUCACGCUUUAUAUAGAAAAAGUAAUUAUUUAUAUUAAAUAAACAGGCUACUCCUUAUAUGUUUUGACUCAAUAUUCAUAAACAAUUUCAUGUAUUGAUAUAGCUCUAAAAUAUAAUCCAUAGUACAGUAUUGGUUAUUUUAUUAAGGGUAUUGUUAAGUCAUUAUUUUAGGCACUGCCUUAUAUAAUCUUAAUAAUUACAAUGAUGCAAUUGCUUGUUAUGAAAAAGCAAUCCAAUUAGAUUCAAAUUUCGCAAUGGCUUAUAAUAACAAAGGUAUGUAAUUCUUUUAUAGUAAUAGGUAGUGCCUUGGAUAGUCUUGGGAAUUACUCUGAUGCAAUUGUAUUCUAUGAUAAAGCAAUCCAAUUAAAUCCAAAUUUUGCAAUGACCUAUAAUAAUAAAGGUGUGUAAUUUCUUUAUUAAAUUAGAUAAUGUCUUACAACAAAACAAGAGUACAAUAAGGGAGGAUAGAUAGUCUUAAGAAAUAUGAUGAUGCUAUUGAUUGUUAUGAUAAAGCAAUACAACUAAAUCCAAAUAAUCCUAUGGUCUUUAAUAGUAUAGGUUUUUAAUAUCUUGAUUAUCUCAGGUAGUGUCUUAUAAAAUCUUAAUAAAUUCAAUGAUGCAAUUGUUUGCUAUGAUAAAGCAAUCUAAAUAAAUCCAUAUUAUGCAUUGGCCUAUAAUAAUAAAGGUAUAUAUUUUAUUAUAUUAGGUAAUGCCUUAUAAAAUCUUAAUAAUUUCAAAGAUGCAAUUGAAUGCUACAAUAAAGCAAUCCAAUUAGAUCCAAAUUUUAUAAUGGUCUAUAAUAAUAAAGGUUUGUAAUUUCUGACUUUAUUAGGUAUCGCUUUAUAAAAACUUAAUAAUAACUAUGAUGCAAUUUAUUGCUAUGAUAAAGCAAUCCAAAUAGAUCCAAAUUUUGCAAAGGCUUAUAUCAGUAAAGGUUUAUAAUUUCUGGAUUAAAUUAGGUGAUUUGCUAAAAAAUAUAAAGAAUUACUCAAAAGCUAUAGAGAAUUAUGAGCAGGCAAUUAAGUAUUGCAAAUCAAAUGAGGAUGAAUUUAAACGUUUAAUGAUGGAAUUAAAAAAUGAAUAAUUGCAUAUAUCAUUAAUAAUCAAAACUUGA